Molecule: messenger RNA, 321 nt
Organism: Uncinocarpus reesii 1704
Lineage: Eukaryota; Fungi; Ascomycota; Eurotiomycetes; Onygenales; Onygenaceae
Exons: 1
Coding region: 1-321 (106 amino acids)
Source: RefSeq, a predicted model, not a curated record
AUGUCUCUCCCCCUCUCCACGAUCUCCUCUUUCCGCGCCUCCUUCUCCCCUUUCUCCCCACUCUCCAAACCCUGCCGACUGGUCCUCUCCCUCCUCCAAACACCAACGACCGCAUCGCCCUCGAGCUCUUCACACAUCAAAAUAUCCGUGACGAAGCUCCCUCGACACUCGCCGAAGCUGCCGGAAAUGACCAUCGGAUUCCGCAAUGGCAAGGAGCUCAGAUUCGAAGUGGGAAAGAAUCAAAUGUCGGUACAUGAUGUGUUGGAAGAACUAGGGCGCGUUGGGAGAGUUAUUGAGAGAGAGGAGAGUUUGAAGGGUUGA